Octopus sinensis (East Asian common octopus) is the source of this 1509-nucleotide messenger RNA. RefSeq names its product serine-rich adhesin for platelets-like. The coding region runs from base 463 to 1509 and encodes 348 amino acids. The record is from RefSeq and is a predicted model, not a curated record. Lineage: Eukaryota; Metazoa; Mollusca; Cephalopoda; Octopoda; Octopodidae. The transcript has 6 exons.
AAAACCCACAUUCGGUAAUAGUCAUAGUAAUAAUAAUAAUAAUAAUAAUAAUAAUAAAAAUAAUAAUAACGACAACAAAAAUACAAAAAAGGUAAAAUUCUAAAUGCUGGAUUUUAUGUGUUGCGGUGCAUCGAAAUCACUCAACUGAGAUUUAUAAUACGACGGUUGCACACAUACAUACAUACAUACAUACAUACUUACAUACAUACAUACAUACAUACAUACAUACAUACAUACAUACAUACAUACGUACGUGCAUAGAUACAUACAUACGUACAUAUUUGCUUUUAUAUGUUAAUAUAUAUGUUGUAAGGGCCUUACAAGGAUAUUCGAUGCAACAAUGCAUAUACUUGAACUUUCUCAGUUUUUAAAUGAUAUGAAGUCAAAGGAUUUAUGAGAACAUAUUGAUUGGUAACAAGUCUAUAAUUAACGAACAAAGAUAUAUCCAUAGACACUUUGAAGAUGCCGAGAUACAGCCCACAGGAAAGACAACUUGAUUCUGAAGAUUUUGUAAACCGGAACAACGCGCACAGAAAUAUCGCGACCAGAUUGACGCCAUUUUGGCCGUAUAUAUUUAACGAUCCAACUACCAACUGGAUUGGAAGUGAUGAUGCCAGUCUUGCAGACAGUUCUGACUAUCACACAAGAAUCAAGAAAUGGUCAUGCAAAAGAAGUUUAUUGCUUCUUUUCCUGGUUUCCCUGUUUGUAGCUGUAUGCUUUGGGGCUUUGAUUACUGCCGUUGUCUUUUUAUCAAACACCGAUCUAGAUGCAACGCAAUCAACGUCAACCGGAAGAGAGAGAGGCGAGACAUACACAACAGAGGUUACACAACGAUCAACCACUGAUCAAACAUCAGCGACCACUGAUCAAGCAUCAACGACCACUGAUCAAACAUCAACAACCACUGAUCAAACAUCAAAGACCAGUGAUCAAACCACAACGAUCACUGAACAGACGUCAACGACCACUGAUCAAACAUCAGCGACCACUGAUGAAACAUCAACAACCACUGAUCAAACAUCAACGACUACUGAUCAAACAUCAACUACCACUGAUCAAACAUCAACAACCACUGAUCAAACAUCAAAGACCAGUGAUCAAACAUCAACGCCCACUGAUCAAACAUCAACGGCCACUGAUCAAACAUCACCAACCACUGAUCAAACAUCAACUAUCACUGAUCAAACAUUCACAACCACUGAACAAACGUCCACGACCAUUGAAUUCUCAACUACAACCAGUGAACAAACCUCUAUUUUUUCAACAACUGCAGGUAUUACCAGUGCAAUGAUUUUAAAAAUACACUUCGAUGAGCAAUACAAAAGCGUAUACUCACAGCUUAAUGCCAAUGAAACCCAAGAGAAGAUUUCUGAAAUUAUUUCAAAGAUCGCUGAAGCUCUGAGAAACAACAGUCAGCUGGUGGACACCUAUGUUGGCAGUACGGUUAUAGGAUUUAGAUUUGAGAAUUUAAAACCGGAGACCUUGGCUGUGUCAGUUACUUUCCUCUAA